AUGCGGACCUGCCUGCUGCUGCUGGCCACGCUCCUGGUCCCCGUGGCCCCGGUCCCCGCGGCCCCGGCCCGGAGCAGCAGGUACGCGGUGGACUGCCCGCAGCGCUGCGACGACGCCCGGUGCGCCAGCGGCCUGCGCUGCCCGAGGACGGUGCUGGACGACUGUGGCUGCUGCCGCGUCUGCGCGGCCGGGCGUGGGAACACCUGCUACCGCACCGUCGUGGGCAUGGACGGCGUGAAGUGCGGCCCGGGGCUGCGCUGCCAGUUCCACAGCGAGGAGGAUGCUUUCGGGGACGAGUACGGGGUCUGCAGAGACUGCCCCUUCGGCACCUUCGGGAUGGACUGCAGGGAGACGUGCCGCUGUCCGCUGGGCGUGUGCGACCGGGUGACCGGGAGGUGCCUGCAGCUCCCCUUCUUCCAGCGCGCAGCCGCCGGGGCCUCCGACAGAGGCGCUGCCCGCGCAGAGCCUGACGCGGGGUCUGGCGACGGCAACGCUGUGACGCGGGACCUCCGGAGCCAGCACGCCGCCCGCUCUCCCGGCACCAAGUGGUUAGAGCCACGCUGA
Molecule: messenger RNA, 564 nt
Organism: Eptesicus fuscus (big brown bat)
Lineage: Eukaryota; Metazoa; Chordata; Mammalia; Chiroptera; Vespertilionidae
Gene: ESM1
Product: endothelial cell specific molecule 1
Exons: 3
Coding region: 1-564 (187 amino acids)
Cellular component (GO): extracellular region
Source: RefSeq, a predicted model, not a curated record